This is a messenger RNA of Pyricularia oryzae 70-15, 552 nucleotides long. RefSeq lists its product as uncharacterized. The record is from RefSeq and is a predicted model, not a curated record. Gene Ontology annotation, molecular function: nucleic acid binding; zinc ion binding. Lineage: Eukaryota; Fungi; Ascomycota; Sordariomycetes; Magnaporthales; Pyriculariaceae. The annotation marks the transcript as partial. The transcript has a single exon.
AACGUUUACAGUUUCAUUGCCGAGGUGAAUGCUCUCGCCGAUAAAAUUGGAGUACCAGCAGGAGAACGCAAAAUUACGCUGUGGCAACAUAUCCCGGCAGACCUCGAUCACCGGCUGUUACGAGACAGCAAGGACCCCAGAAUAUCUUAUGAAGAAUUCGCAAAUUUGGUGGCCGAUGCAGCUCACAGCAUUCAGCGAGCGUAUCGGGAACGAGAGGAGCGAAAACAGAAAAGUCGCGGUAAAGAUAGAAAAGAGAAAUACCCCUACAGCCCAGACAAAAACAGGAAAAGCAAUCGAGGACGCUAUUACAAAUCCAGCAACCCGAACAAAGGAGAAAGAAGCGACAUGGUACCUAAAACAACAGAAGCCACAGGACGUGGUUUGACAGAAACUGAAAAGAUGGCUCAUUGGGAAGCCAACACUUGCUUCGCGUGCGGGAAAGAAGGACAUAAAUCAUUUGAAUGCCCCAAUAAAACGAAAGCAGUCAGGGCCUUGGAUUUUGAGGACAACCACAGCACUAAUGACGAGCAAAAGCGAUCGGGAAAAGAGUGA